Messenger RNA from Lingula anatina, 3178 nucleotides. Its product is annotated as AP-5 complex subunit mu-1. NCBI's taxonomy places the organism in Eukaryota, Metazoa, Brachiopoda, Lingulata, Lingulida, Lingulidae. Gene Ontology annotation, cellular component: late endosome; cytosol; lysosome. The record is from RefSeq and is a predicted model, not a curated record. Gene Ontology annotation, biological process: endosomal transport.
AGUAAAAUGAGUGUCCGUGGAUGUUGGGUGAUAUCAGUAGAUAGUGGGGAAGAUGGAAGAUCAACUGGAAAGACGUUGUUUUCGAGAAUCUUCCCGAGUGUAGAAAAGAGGGCCAAGCUGUGUGCUGAUAGUGACCAUUAUGUUCCUUUGCCAGAUACACAGGUUUUCCUGGAGGAUCUUCUCAAUGAGCUUGGGAUCCAAUUAACUAUUAAAAAGUUUAUUGGAUCAAGAGACAGCUGCAAGAAAGUUGACCAAAAGCCUGUCUUUGGAGUUCAUACCGCUGCUGGGGUCAUAUGGCCAGUAUUAGUAUUGGAGCAGGCUGGUUUGUUGUACUGUUGUGUGCCCCUUGUAGAAGUUGUUGGAUCUUCUUCCCAAGUUUCUUUGAUUCAAAUUCCAGGUAUUGCCGCUGGCUACAGUUUGCUUCUUGGAAUAGCUGAUUUUGUAGGCAAACCACAAGGAGAGGUUCUCAGUGAGACCUCCAGUGUGAUAGCAGACUUGUACCUGUACUUGAGUUGUGCGGCACCAUUUGGUACACCCCAAAAUGUACAGCCAGACAUUGUACGCACCACACUACAGGCCAAAAACACCCCAGUGCCAAAAGAUAAGCAACCUGCGUGGAGGCCAGUUGCUUACAAAGGAAAACCCAACAUUUAUUUUGCAAUUACUGAGCAAAUAAAGGCAGUGCAAUAUGACAGCUCUAGUAUCAAAGAUGUGUGGGAUUUAUAUGGCACAGUCACAUGUAUGGCAGAACUAGAGGGGAUCAAACCUGAAGUCAGCGUUCCUUUCACUUGGACAGAUAAUGGACAAAGUCCUACACUGAACAAGUUCCUUUUUCAUCAUUCUGUACAGUCAAGCACAAUAGGCGGGUCAGAAUGCAGGCUCGAGUUCUUCCCUCCCCCUGAAAUGUUUGUCUUGUGUCAGUAUACUGCUUCCGGGAUAGAUCUACCCAUAAAAGGCUUUUACCAGAUGAAGGGAGAUUUGUUUAAAGCUGAUUUGCUGCUGCAGCUAAAACUUAAAGAACAUGUCAAGAAUACAUUCCAGUACUGUUUUGUUCAACUUCCAUUUUAUAAUAGGGGAUUAAUAGUGAAUCAAGAUUGUACAGCCAGUCAUGGCAGUGUCAGUGUAUCACCCAGUGAUGGCAGGACACUAGUGUGGAAUGUAGGUCAGAAAUUUCCUAGCAAAACACUGGAAGUGUCCCUGAAGGCAGCACUUCUAUUUGACAAGGCUGGUUCUAUUAGCAAGGGGUUGUAUGAUGAUCCUUUUUGCGUGGGCCAAAAUGCAUAUGCACAGGUUUAUUUCAAAAUGACAGAAUACACACAAACUGGUAGCAUGAUUGAACCAAAGACUGUGCAAGUCUCUCCUGCAGCUAAAGUGAAGGUUACUGUAGUGCGUGAGUACUUGGCAUCUGACUACAAGAUAUGGAAUUCGCACGGAGAUGCUCAAAUGACAUUUGCUCCUACUUUACCAAGCUGACAGACACCCACAGACUGAAGUAAAUGAUUUAAAUGUGUUGAAUGCUUGACAAUCACUGUCACUUUGAUGAUGGCUGUUUCAGGAAAAGAUAAUGAAUUAUUUUUCAGGAAUAUGAAUUAUCAUAAGGAAAGAGUUUACUAAAAGGCAAAAGGGGUGAUUUAUCAUUUGAAAGUGAACUGUGUUUUGUGAAUGAUUGGCAUUGUAUGCCAUGUUAAAAUAUUUUAAUAUUUUAAAAAAGACCUUGUUAAAAUGUUGAAAUUCAAGAUGGCCCAAAGAGAUGUAUUAGUGAGGUAUGGAGAUGAUUUUCUUCCAUACUGAAUAUCUUUCUUAAUAACUUGAUUCAUCCAGUAAGAUGUAGGCAGCUAGUGGUAAAAGUACAGAUAAGAUAAAAUAGUUGUGUGAAUUUUUUAGUGUGUAUACAUAUAUAGUGCUGAAAAUGUCAAGCAAUAUUAGAUAAUCAGGAGACAGUUAAAAGUUCUUCAACUAAGGUGUUAAAAGAUACUAAUAGUACUAUAAUAGUACAAGUAUGUAUCAUUCCACAAAAAAGUGAUCGUAUUUUCGUCAAGUUAAUGAAGAAGACACAGUGUGCAACAUGUACAUGGCUGUUUUGUAUCACUCAAUAAUUACUGUUGAUUUUUUUUGUAGAGAAUACUACAUUGUUAAAAUCAAAAUACUCACAAAUAUUGCUUUCUUCUUAAAUCAUGGUUUAAGUCUGAUAAAACAUGUAUCGUGAAGCUUUACAUGAAAUAGAGGACAUAACUGUCUUGACAUCAUCUUCUAAAUCAUCUCCUUUGUGUCAUGCCAAGCUCUGCAACUCUUAGUAUUAUGUAUUGCCUUCCUUUGUAAUGUAAAAUGGAGGUUACCAAAUGGUAUAGGUAAUAACAUUGCAUGUUGCUUUGUUUACAAAUAUUUUGUUAGGUUUGUAAAAGAUUAAAUUUAUACAUAACCAUGAGAUCCUAUAUAUUAUGUAUGAUGAAGAAGAUUAAUAAAUCAAUUUGAAGUAUUUGCAGAAUUUCUAGAAAGUUUUGCAUCAUAUGUUUAUAUCUCCAUCCUGAUAAGUGUGGGAUCCAGUAAAGACACCAAACACAAUAAAUAGAUUCGUUGAUAUUUAGUCAGUGAACAACACUUUUCAUAUUUUUUUUUUACUCAAAAGAUUUUACAAUUAUACUUUAAGUAAUUUACCAGGUAAUUAAAAUUUUCAAGAUUGAUAAGAAUUAUUUAACUAUGACAUGACCAAGGUAGCCAGCUAAACAAACAAGUUUUGUGGGGCUGCAUCAAUAUACAUACCUGUACAAGUGGUACCAGAAUGUGCUAGUGGUACUUUUACAUUUUGGAUUGAUACAAUUUUUGUUAUAGUCCUGUGGGGUUCAAGCAGGACAUAUGUUAGGUCAUAGAAGAGAAGAAAAAAUCUGGGAAUAUGGCAAUGUGAUAUCACCUAUACUUCAUAUACAUUGUAUAGCAGCUUAUGCAUGCUAACAGUGACACCAGUAGCUUCAUGUGCUCUGUGAACAGUGCUGAAGAGAGAAAAGUUGAUAUGUUGUUAUGGUUCUGAAUACCAGAGUGUAAAUUUAGAUCCUACCAACAUGUUGUAGGUUGAAUUAAAUGUUGAUAAGAUAUGAUGUCUUUUAUCUGUACACAUGAGGAAAAUGAAUUUGUGAUCAAAGGUGUAAGUAGCAAUGACUGAACUAAGGCAGUCCUGAAUAAA